GCCAGCACUUUGGAGGCUGCUGCUCUGCCGGCGACUCCGAGGAGUCCUUCAUCUCCCGAACCCUCAGAAGUUGAGCUGAGCAAUUUGGUUUUGAUACUGUGCCAGAAAUCUUCUGACAAUGAGUUACUGGAACUUGGAGAAAAGGAACUGUGUGCAGUACCGCAGGCAUUUUCUGGUGGACAACAGUCUGUUUCACGUUGAAAGAUGCAUGAGUGUAAUGCAGUCCGGGACGCAGAUGAUCAAACUGAAGCGUGGGACCAAAGGGCUCAUCCGGCUCUUUUACCUGGAUGAGCACCGGACCCGCCUCCGAUGGAGACCCUCUAGGAAGAGCGAGAAGGCAAAAAUACUUAUCGACUCCAUUUACAAAGUCACCGAGGGUCGGCAGUCUGAAAUAUUUCACAGACAGGCUGAGGGGAACUUUGAUCCUAGCUGCUGCUUCACCAUCUACCAUGGCAACCACAUGGAGUCCCUGGACCUCAUCACCUCUAACCCUGAGGAGGCCCGCACCUGGAUCACAGGCCUCAAGUACCUGAUGGCCGGCAUCAGUGAUGAGGAUUCCCUUGCCAAAAGGCAGAGGACCCACGACCAGUGGGUGAAGCAGACCUUUGAGGAAGCUGAUAAGAAUGGUGAUGGCUUAUUGAACAUUGAAGAGAUACACCAAUUGAUGCACAAACUAAAUGUCAAUCUGCCCCGAAGAAAAGUCAGACAAAUGUUUCAGGAAGCCGAUACAGAUGAGAAUCAGGGAACUUUGACAUUUGAAGAGUUCUGUGUUUUUUACAAAAUGAUGUCAUUGAGACGGGACCUUUAUUUGUUGCUUUUGAGCUACAGUGACAAGAAAGAUCACCUAACUGUGGAAGAACUGGCUCAGUUUUUGAAGGUGGAGCAAAAGAUGACGAAUGUGACAACAGACUAUUGUAUUGACGUCAUAAGAAAAUUUGAAGUUUCUGAAGAAAAUAAGGCAAAAAAUGUCCUUGGCAUAGAAGGCUUCACGAACUUCAUGCGUAGUCCUGCUUGUGACAUAUUUAACCCACUGCACCAUGAAGUGUACCAGGACAUGGACCAGCCCCUGUGCCACUACUACAUCGCUUCCUCCCACAACACAUACCUGACCGGGGACCAGCUCCUGUCUCAGUCCAAAGUGGACAUGUACGCACGGGUGCUGCAGGAGGGCUGUCGCUGCGUGGAAGUUGACUGUUGGGAUGGCCCCGACGGAGAGCCAGUCGUACACCACGGUUACACGCUCACUUCAAAGAUCCUCUUCAGAGAUGUUGUGGAGACCAUCAACAAGCAUGCCUUUGUGAAGAACGAGUUCCCGGUCAUACUGUCUAUUGAGAAUCACUGCAGUGUCCAGCAGCAAAGGAAAAUUGCUCAGUACCUGAAAGGAAUAUUCCGAGACAAACUCGACCUGUCAUCUGUAGACACAGGAGAGACCAAGCAGCUUCCAAGCCCUCAAAGUUUGAAAGGCAAAAUCCUAGUGAAGGGCAAGAAGUUACCUUAUCACCUUGGAGAUGAUGCAGAGGAAGGGGAAGUUUCUGAUGAAGACAGCGCAGAUGAAAUUGAAGAUGAGUGCAAGUUCAAGCUCCAUUAUAAUAACGGGACCACUGAGCAUCAGGUGGAAUCUUUCAUAAGGAAAAAACUGGAGUCGCUGUUAAAAGAAUCUCAAAUUCGAGACAAGGAAGAUCCUGAUAGUUUCACAGUGAGGGCACUACUGAAGGCCACACAUGAAGGCUUAAAUGCACACCUGAAGCAGCAUCCAGAUGUGAAGGAAAGUGGAAAGAAAACACAUGGACGAUCCCUCAUGACCAACUUCGGAAAAAAGAAAACCACAAAAUCACGGUCUAAAGCUUAUAGUGCUGAUGAGGAGGAGGACGCACAGCAGAAUCCUGGCAAGGAGACCGGCCAGCUGUACAGGUUGGGCCGCCGAAGGAAAACCAUGAAACUCUGUCGAGAGCUCUCUGAUCUGGUUGUGUACACAAACUCCGUAGCAGCCCAGGACAUUGUGGAUGAUGGAACCACAGGAAAUGUGUUAUCAUUCAGUGAAACAAGAGCACAUCAGGUGGUUCAGCAGAAAUCUGAGCAGUUCAUGAUUUAUAAUCAGAAGCAGCUCACGAGGAUUUAUCCUUCCGCCUACCGCAUCGAUUCCAGUAACUUCAACCCUCUGCCCUACUGGAACGCAGGUUGCCAGCUAGUGGCAUUGAACUACCAGUCUGAAGGGCGAAUGAUGCAGUUAAAUCGAGCCAAAUUCAAGACAAAUGGCAAUUGCGGCUAUGUCCUCAAACCCCAGCAGAUGUGCAAAGGUACUUUCAACCCUUUCUCUGGUGAUCCACUUCCCGCCAACCCUAAGAAGCAGUUCAUCCUGAAAGUGAUUAGUGGACAGCAACUCCCCAAACCUCCAGAUUCCAUGUUUGGAGACCGAGGCGAGAUCAUUGAUCCUUUUGUAGAAGUUGAAAUUAUCGGAUUGCCCGUAGAUUGUUGUAAAGAUCAAACUCGCGUGGUAGAUGACAAUGGAUUUAACCCUGUGUGGGAAGAAACCCUCACAUUUACAGUACACAUGCCAGAAAUAGCUUUGGUUCGAUUCCUUGUGUGGGAUCACGAUCCAAUUGGACGAGAUUUUGUUGGGCAAAGAACUGUGACCUUUAGCAGCUUAGUGCCUGGCUAUCGGCAUGUCUAUUUGGAAGGACUGACAGAAGCAUCCAUUUUUGUCCACAUAACAAUCAAUGAAAUCUAUGGAAAGUGGAGCCCUUUAAUACUCAACCCCAGUUACACUAUAUUGCACUUUCUAGGAGCUACAAAGAACAGACAGCUCCAAGGUCUGAAGGGGCUGUUCAAUAAGAAUCCCAGGCACAGCUCUUCAGAAAACAGUUCCCAUUAUGUUCGGAAGCGAUCGAUUGGAGAUAGGAUUCUGCGACGCACAGCCAGUGCUCCAGCCAAAGGCAGAAAAAAGAGCAAAAUGGGCUUCCAAGAAAUGGUAGAGAUAAAGGAUUCUGUGUCUGAGGCUGCAAGAGAUCAAGAUGGGGUCCUGAGAAGGACCCCACGGAGUUUGCAAGCACGCCCUGUCUCUAUGCCUGUUGACAGAAGUCUUCUGGGGGCUCUGUCGCUGCCUAUAUCCGAAACUGCAAAAGACACAGAAGGAAAAGAGAACUCUCUGGCAGAAGAUAAGGAUGGCAGAAGAGAUGGGAAGGCAAGUAUAAAAGACCAACAUUUUCCAAAUUUCAGCAAAAAGUUAUCUGCUUCCUCCAACGCUCUCCUCCACAAAGACAUCAGCCACGGGGACUCUGCUGUUUCUACCGCCAACUUGUCAAUCACAGAACAGUUGGUACCAGGUCCAAAGGGUGGGAGAACCAAAUCAAAUGUGUCAAGUGAUCGCCAGGAACAUCAGUGCACCAACAAAUCCCUCUCCCCAAGGCAGCAUUUGGCUUGUGACCCUGCAGUUAGCCUAACACAAGAUCUGUGUGGUGUGAAAACCAAGGAAAACGGGAAUUCUGGGGGCUUCAUGGUAGGGAAAAGCGCAUUGUCAGGAAGCAUCCUUUCUCAAAGCAAUCUGGAGAUUAAGAAGCUGGAAGGUAAUUGGGAUAAGGGCAGAGCUGCAACAUCCUUUUCUUUGUCAGACGUCUCUACGCUCUGUUCUGACAUACCUGACUUACAUUCCACUGCAAUUCUCCAGGAGAGUGAAAUUUCCCAUCUUAUUGAUAAUGUCACUUUGACAAAUGAGAAUGAGCCUGGCAGUUCCAUCUCAGCACUGAUUGGCCAGUUCGAUGAGACCAGCGACCAGGUUAACACCACAGUUGUGUCUCAUCUUCAGAGCCCCAGUGUGAUAGCGGGCCAUCCUCCCUUGCCUACCAUGGACCUAAAAAUGCCCUUCAAGCAUGGCCUUUCCAGUGGAAAACCCAAGCCAUCCUUCCUGUGCUCAUCUCCUGAGCAGAUUGCAUUCUUGGGGCACGAGAACUCUGAAUGCUCAACACAUGCAGCUGUUUGUGAAACUAUCUGCACUCCUGUCUCUAAAACUAAAGCAGAUGAUGACCGUUCUGGGAAGACCAAGACAGGGGCCAUGGAACACGAUCUGCCUCUGUCCUCUAAUAAUCCUCACUGCUGGUUACCAAAAAGCCCCACCCACAAAAAAGACUGGGAAAUACUGAAGAACCACAGCCCUGCCACUUCCACUGACUUGACACUGAAAGAUGUAAUAGUGGAUCCCAAUCUCUGUUUAAAUUCUGGGGAGAGCAGUCUCGUGGAAAUGGAUGGAGACUCCCAAAGUCUGCCUUUAACAACCUAUGGAUAUAGGAGAGAGGGCACAAGUCACCUCACUUCUCCUUUAAAACUGAAAUACAGUCAGGAUGUGGUGGUGGAACAUUUUCAAAGAGGCUUGAGAAAUGGCUACUGUAAAGAGACUCUCCACUCUUCGGUCUCUGAAAUAUUCAACAGUAGUAUUCAGGAUGUCAAAAAUCAAAAUAUUUCUCGUCUAGCCUAUCCGGGUGCUGGUUUUAUGCAUAACCAUUUCUCAGAUUCAUAUGCAAAAAAGAACCAGACCCCUGAGCCCCUGUCUAGCGUUCAAGACAUGCAUGAUCCUGCCCCCGAGCGGUCCACACACCCUCCUCUGCCUGCUCUGAAGCUGCCCAGUCCUUGCAAAUCCAAAAGUCUGGGGGACUUAACAUCAGAGGACAUCGCCUGUAAUUUUGAAAGCAAGUACCAGUGUAUUAGUAAGAGCUUUGUUACAACUGGCAUCAGAGACAAGAAGAGCGUAGCUGUGAAAACAAAGUCGUUAGAGCCUAUAGAUGCCCUGACCGAACAGCUGCGGAAGCUUGUGUCCUUUGACCAGGAAGACGGCUGCCAAGUGCUGUAUUCCAAGCAAGAUGUCAAUCAGUUCCCCAGGGCACUGGUCAGAAAGUUGUCAUCCAGAAGUCAGAGCAGAGUGCGCAAUAUUGCCAGUCGCGCCAAGGAAAAGCAGGAAGCCAACAAGCAGAAAAGUGUGAACCCCAGCCCUGUGGGAGGAGUGGUUCUUCGAAGCAAACCCUGCGCGCCGGCGCCCGCGGGGAACCGGCACUCCACCGGCUCGUACAUCGCCGGCUACUUGCGGAGCGCCAAGGGCGGCUGCGGCGUGGAGGGCCGCGGUAUCCCCGAGGGCGCGUGCGCAGCCCUGCGCUCCGGGCAUGCAGACCAGUUCUGUUCACAUCAUUCCGUUUUGCAGACCGAGCCGAGCAGUGAUGAUAAACCAGAAAUUUAUUUCCUUUUGAGACUGUGA
Kogia breviceps (pygmy sperm whale) is the source of this 5239-nucleotide messenger RNA. The record is from RefSeq and is a predicted model, not a curated record. Lineage: Eukaryota; Metazoa; Chordata; Mammalia; Artiodactyla; Physeteridae.